Molecule: messenger RNA, 2583 nt
Organism: Aspergillus melleus
Lineage: Eukaryota; Fungi; Ascomycota; Eurotiomycetes; Eurotiales; Aspergillaceae
Exons: 9
Coding region: 1-2583 (860 amino acids)
Biological process (GO): carboxylic acid metabolic process
Molecular function (GO): pyridoxal phosphate binding; carbon-carbon lyase activity
Source: RefSeq, a predicted model, not a curated record
AUGAUGUAUAACCCAAACAAUGUGGCCCUGGAGUCCAGCCCAUAUACCACUUCUAUUGAGCGACAAGUUGGCCUUGACCUAUGCCAAAUGAUGGGCUACAAUAUCAGGCGAGGGAUUGAAAGGCCUGUUGGAUGGGGCCACAUUACAUGCGAUGGCUCUGUCGCAAAUCUCGAGGCAAUCUGGGCAGCCCGUAACCUCAAGUUCUAUCCCUUGUCCCUGCGACGGGCAAUGAGGAGCGGGAACGCACUCGAAUUUCUUAGGGCAGCCAGACCAGUCUUUCAAGUCCAGGUCAGCGAGGGGGUCUCAAAAGACUUCCUGAAUCUCACUUCCUGGGAGCUGAUGAAUCUCGCACCGAGUGUUAUUCUUAACCUUCCCACUCGCCUACAGAAAGAGUACGGUGUCUCACCCUCAUUCCUUGAAUCUUCUUUGCAGCAGCAUCUGGUGCAGACCACUGGGAUGAAGCUGCUAGAGGAUGAGUUCGGAAUCACAAAACCAGCCAAAUUCUUUGUCAGUGCUACUCGCCACUACUCUUGGCCUAAGGGCGGAGCAAUUACUGGCAUGGGCUCCGAUAGAUUCGUCGAUGUGAAGGUUGACAAACAUGCGAGGAUGGAUAUCACUGCUCUCAAGGAAGAGCUUGACGAGUCCUUUGGUAAUGAGACACCCGUAUUUGGGGUUAUUGUUAUCAUGGGCUCUACAGAGCAUGGUGCCUGCGACCCUUUGUCCGCGGUCAUCAGUCUCCGAGAUACCUACGAGAGGGAAGGAAAAUCAUUUGCAGUGCAUUGUGACGCCGCAUGGGGCGGCUACUUCACUUCGAUGCUUGGACGCCCCGCAGGGUAUGCCCCAUUCGUUCCUACCUUAGCAUUGAAACCCUAUACUGUCACACAACUGCAGAGUCUUCAGUAUGCGAAUACCAUUACCGUUGACCCUCACAAGUCCGGUUAUAUAAACUACCCAGCAGGUGGCCUCUGCUAUCAAGAUGAGCGGAUGAGAUUUCUGAUCACUUGGACGAGCCCGAUCGUGUUUCACCAAGGCGAUCAGUUGGAGAGUAUGGGCGUGUACGGUGUUGAGGGCAGUAAGCCCGGGGCAGCGGCCGUCGCUGCGUGGCUGUCUCAUGAAACCAUCAAGCUCACUCCAGACGGAUAUGGAAGAUUGCUCGGGGAGGCCAUCUUCACUGCAACCAAGCUGUACUGCCACUGGGCCACGAUGACGCUUGAUGAGCAAGGACGCGACAAUUCAGACCUCAUUGUAGUACCAUUGAAUAUGCUUCCUGCCGAGACCGAGAACAACAGAGAGAAACCUUGGACAUCGGAUGACGUGCUUGGCCAGAGACGGUAUAUUCAAGAGAAUAUACUAAGAAAGUCCAAUAAAGAAGUGUCUGAGAACGCUACUGCUUCUGACUUGUUAAAGAAGAUUGGAAGCGACUUGAUGAUUAACGCUUUUGCCUGUAAUUUCAAGAUUCACGGGGUGGCGAACAAGGAUGUGAAUGAGGCCAAUUACCUCAAUUCACGAAUCUUCAAGCGUCUAUCAAUUACCAGCCUGAAUGAUCAAGUUGAAGAAAAACCCAUGUUUCUUACUGAGUCUAGGUUUACUGAGAGUGCCUAUGGGGAUUGUCUUCGGAAAUACAAGAAACGUUUGGGGCUUGGAAGCGAUGCUGUCGGAGACCUGGUGUCCUUGAUAAAUGUGACAAUGAGUCCUUGGCCCUCUGAUUCCACAGCCAUGACAAAUAUGGUGAAUGGGUUCAAACGUAUUGCAGGCGAGGAGGUCCAGCGGUGUCUGAAACGCAACAUGCCGAGUCCCGAUAUCCAUGGCUUCGUCAUGCAAGGGACUCAAAAACUAUUCUUGGUUCAUCUUCCCAUGUUUCACAUGGCAAACCAUCGGCGCCAGUUCAUCAUAGAGGCCGAGAUCCCCGAGGAGGUGAUGUCGAGAUACACGGAACUCAGGACUGCAAAACCUAAUCAGUUCUUCACUCUCGCCAAUGUAGAGAAAGAACACCUUAAGGACCUGGUAAAUGCUGGGUCAUUUCAAGCACGCAUGGAUGAGGGUAUACCCAAACCCCAGCGGCCGAUAGAUAACCCCGAGGGAGAGCCAGUGAUGCCAGAUCCAUUGGAGACGGGUUUCCAGGUGACGAUUAAACGAGUCGUGGUGUCGGAGUCACUUUGUUUCGACAGUCUGAGCAGCGCAUACCCGAAGAAGAUGCCAUUUUAUCUUUAUGGCGACGGUUCGGAGUACCACAUUGAUCACGUCUUGAUGAAAUCGCCAAAUGCACAAUUGAGUGCCGAUUGUGUUCAGGUCGCAACGGCCCAAAACUAUUCGCCUUUGAGUGCCUGUCAGGAUGCUUUACGCUCGGGAAUAUUGAUCGAAUUCGACACUGUGCCUGAACAUGCGCUGCAGCCUCUGUCAACGAACAACAGCCAUAAUAUUGCCAAUUCCCCAGGCCUGGGGUUCAUUCCUGAAGCCCAAUUCAAAUUCACGGCUUAUACAGACAGAAGCGCCAGCGAGGUUCUUACAAGGGGAACCCUUAAGCUGGGGUCCAACGUAUACGCUGAUUGGCACGAACUCAACAUGGAUCCAGCAGACCAUUGA